This is a messenger RNA of Bactrocera tryoni, 2623 nucleotides long. RefSeq lists its product as uncharacterized. The record is from RefSeq and is a predicted model, not a curated record. The transcript has 3 exons. Bases 248 to 2419 code for a protein of 723 amino acids. Lineage: Eukaryota; Metazoa; Arthropoda; Insecta; Diptera; Tephritidae.
AAUAAAAUAUCAAUAAACAACACAAGCAAUAAUUAAUAUUAAAGAAAAACACAAAUAAAAAAUAAGACGAGAAAAAAAAUAAGAGUGAAUUAAACACAGCCACUCCUCACCUCCCACAAAGCAGCGGCGAUCUAUGGCUUUAUUACUACUUGCAUAAAGUGAAAAGUGUACUAAAAAUAUACUAAAACCGAAUCAGCACAAAUACAGGCGUAGCAGGCAUAGCAGGCGAGCGCGCACACACCCGAAAAUGGCUCGGAAAGAGCAACCGGCCGCUAAUGAUAUCGAGCAAUUUCUACGAGAUGUACGCGAACAUUUCCGCGCCUCACUCGAGACAUCCGACUAUGAGAAUACCUCGAAUAUGUUUCAUGUAACUGAGGCAGAUGCGACGCUCAAACUCUUGAUACGCUGUGAGAUGCUCCUAGCGAACUACGCGCUGAAAGAUGCCAAUGCAACAACGCUCAAUAACAAUAAGUCCAUUAUUGUCAAUGGUAAAAUGGAGUCAAACGAAGUUUAUGAUGGAAUCAAUGGAGCUAAUAGGGUCAAUGACCCGUCAAUGCAAGCGCACACAAGACACACAACAGCGAGCAAGCAAGACAAUAAUGCAACAAAGAACAUUACGAAGCAGACAGAGCGAUCGCAUGAAGACGCAUCCUACUUGGAUAUGAGCGGAGGCGGUGGCGGCAGAACGAGUGGCAAAAAAUCAAACAGUUGGUAUGAUGAGUGGAAUAGUGACAUGAAAAGCGAUAAAACGUUUCGUUGUUCGGGGCGAGUUGGCAACAAAACCAACAGUAAAGCGUACAGUGAUGAGGAUGUUGACGUAGAUGAGGAGGAUAGCGAUGCGAAUGAAGAUGAUAACAGCUCCCAAAACUACGAUAUAUGCCAAGUUUCCAGCCAUGACAGAGACGAAAUGCAAAAGGCAAUAACACCAGAGCUCGAACCCAUGCAGGCCAUUGAUUGUCCAUAUAUGGAUUUACCAGCCGGACAUCUUUCCAUUCAGCACGCCACCAAAUUUGGACAGUUGCAACGCGUCGAGAAACGUCUGUUCUUCGAUCAGUGUAAAAAAUACUACUGCGGUGUGCUUGACGAUUGGCUGCUGUGCUAUGCCGACGGACCCACGUCAGCACAUCCAACGAUAACAUUGUAUUUAAAGCACAACGGCGUCGAAAUCGAACACUAUGGCGAGGGCAAGCGACGUGAAGUGUGUUUUCAAAUUACAACAGCCGAUCCCAAUAAGAAAUUUCUCUUCCAAGCCAAUAGUGAGGUGGAUGCCAAAGAAUGGAUUAUCGCCGUCGAAGCGGCCAUACGUGGAGACACAUCGCCGGCCAGUUUGAUAAGGAAUACAAGAAAACUGCCAACACCGCCUAUGGCCAAGAAAAUGACAUUUAUGAGUCACAUAAACAAUGCGCCAACGCACGAUUGCAUUUACGAAGAACCCUCACCGCUCUUUCAAACAGAAAAAACAUCGAACAAGCCUAAACCUAAUUUACCAAGCAAGAAGGAUGCAACAGCCACAGUUGACUUGAUCAAUGAACUGGAAUACGACAUACCCAAAUAUCCACCGCAACCUGUUAAAUCGGCUGACACAAGUCAAUCGGAGUUGGAAACCGCCGAACUAUUGAAUUUAAACGAAAACAGCGUACCCAACACCGAGAAACUCGAGUUUCAAUCAAUUGUCAAGGAUGUGCAUAGCAAGUUGUCUAGUCAGCUGUCCGGAGGUCCAACGCCGGAACGCUUAAAAAAGGCGCUCAUAAAAACUUAUUCCGGCAGCAGUGCCAGCGAUGUGGAAGCUUUGGCGUUAACACCAACCUCACCGAACACAGUGAAGGAGAACAAGAAACAACGCAAGUCCACUACACCAAAUGCCAGUCCACAGAAGAGUAACAACAGCGUGCAUGGCAGUCCGAGCAACAACAACAACAGCAGCAACAACACAGUUAGUGUUAACGAUCGUGUGGGUGUGAAAUGCUUUGAUAAAUGGUUUUUCAAUCGCAUGAACAAGACAACAUCUUCGGGUCGCAGCACAAGCUCGUCGAGUUCGGCGCCAUCCUCGCCGGCCAAGUGUAAACAAAGUGAAAAGGAAAAUCUACUACAAAGCCUCGAUUCGCAUGAUGCUGUCGAUGGUGGUGGUGGUGGUGGUGGCAAUGAUGGCUUACACACUAAUAGCAGUAAUCCCUCAUCACCGAUACUGAAGAGCACCUUUUCGAGUUGCAGCGCCGGUGUCGACAGCACCAUGAAGAGCAAAGUCGAUCUGAUAAUCAAAGAGUUUGAGACGAGCGCACACAUGGGCAUGCUCACAAUGGAGACGUUGGCGGGCAGUGCUGUGGCCUCACUGAGUUCCUUCUGCGACAAAGAUUGUAAUAAUUAUGAGCCCAUAAUGACUGUGACAACGCCACCGAGCAGUUUCUUAAAGAAAAUAUAGCACAGCGUUGCCAGUAUUAAAUCGAAAAAAAACGUUACCGUGUAAGAGCGACGCUAGUUGGUGCAUCGUGUGAUAGGCACUCAAAUAAUUAAUGACUCUCUUUUGAUAAUAUUUAGUUAUGUAAGCGCUCUUGUAAAAGUUUCAAGCGUAAAAGUAUUCAUUAUUUUAUUAAAGAACUGUUUGGAAUAAAUAAUUUUUGUUAGU